AUGCACUUCUCCAAGACCAUCCUCUCUGCCGUCACAUUGGCCCUCUCUGCAGCCGUCAUCGCCAGCCCUGUCGCCGAGCCGGUGGCUGAGCCGGUGGCCGAGCAGCAGCAGCAGCACGAGGGCCGCGAGCUGUCGGCCGAGUCCAUCGAGUUCAUCAAGCGGGCCCUCCUCGAAGACCGCCAGGGGUGGACGUGCUCUUUUCUGGGCGGCGAUCAGGGGUGUCAGGUGAAGUUCCUCCUCCUCGGCCCCUGGUGA
Messenger RNA from Colletotrichum spaethianum, 255 nucleotides. RefSeq lists its product as uncharacterized. The transcript has 2 exons. The record is from RefSeq and is a predicted model, not a curated record. The coding region runs from base 1 to 255 and encodes 84 amino acids. NCBI's taxonomy places the organism in Eukaryota, Fungi, Ascomycota, Sordariomycetes, Glomerellales, Glomerellaceae.